Molecule: messenger RNA, 4302 nt
Organism: Conger conger (European conger)
Lineage: Eukaryota; Metazoa; Chordata; Actinopteri; Anguilliformes; Congridae
Gene: npdc1b
Product: neural proliferation, differentiation and control, 1b
Exons: 9
Coding region: 241-1194 (317 amino acids)
Cellular component (GO): membrane
Source: RefSeq, a predicted model, not a curated record
UGAACGAACACUGCGCGUAAGCGAAGGCAGCGUCAUUGUGCUCCGCAAGCGUUACCUGACAGCGAGCAUCUGCCUUCACACACUCCUCAGUCGGGUUAUAGGUUUUACGCUAUUGUUGUUUUUCGCGUUUUGUUGUCAGUCGCAUAAUACCUGCCUGUUUUCUCGGGAGAGGGGGUGGGGGAAUGACAAUCCCCGACUCCCUGUGCCUGUUUCUCAAGCCGUAAGGCGCGCUAUAGCAGGAUGCUCUCUCUGCUGAGGGGAGUCGAGGGCCGACCCCCGGCCUCGGUUCUUCUCUGGGCAUUUUUCUGUGCGACCCUUAUCGACAUCAAUACAAGCGUACCAGUGGACAAAUGUCCUCGUACCCUGGACUGCACUCUGGAGGGACGUCACUUCUGCCAGCCAGGAUCCACCCACUGUGGCCCGUGCCUCGCCCCAUUGGAGGAAAACCACGAGGGAAAAUGCGUGAAGAAGAGGCAUGGCCAUUUUGGCGCAAUAAGCUCUCGCCCAGAGCUGGAUGAAGAGAUUGACUUCCUGUCCUCCAUCAUCUCUAAGCAACGGGGGUCAGAGGUCAAACAAUCAGAACCUCAAAAGGCCCGCAAAUCCAAGCAAGAUGCCCCCAAACGGAAGACUGUCGCCCAAGUUACGACUUCCCCGGUUACUGUGGAGCCUCCCAAGACAACCACCACACCAGCUCCCCCCCUCCAGGCCACAGCCUCGGGUCAGCCCGAGGCCCGGGUGGAUCCUGUGGCAGUCCCCGUCCCAAACCUGUCUAAGGACAGUCUUCUGGUCGUUAUGAUUGGUGUGUGUAUCGUCGUUGGAACAGUUUCCUUGAUCUUGGCCGGUGUUUGUUGGGUCAGAUUACAGAGGGAGAUGCACCUGGCCCAGAAGGUGGAGUACCCAGCAUUCAACGUGAUGGCGCCCCACUCCUUUGACAAUACAUUGCCAGGUGAUAAGAAGCUGGCUCACAGUGCCCAAAUGUAUCACUACCAGCAUCAGAAGCAGCAGAUGUUGUCCCUGGAGAAACACAGAGAUGAACCCAAGAUCCCCGACUCAGGAACCACAUCGGAUGAGGAGAACGAGGACGGAGAUUUCACCGUGUAUGAAUGCCCGGGACUGGCUCCGACUGGAGAGAUGGAGGUGAAGAAUCCUCUCUUUGACGAUUCCACUCUACACACCCAGAGGAACCACAAGUAACUUGCACAGAUCAGACACACCCACACACACGCACGCAUACACACACACACACACACACACACACACACACACACAUAUACACACACAGCCUUUUUCCAGUUCUUUCUGAGAUGGAAGCCCCUGUCCCACCAGCCUCUCCAGAUGGGUCUACAUGGACAUUAACAGAAAAGAUGAAUCAAUGAAGCUGUGGAAAGGAUAAGGGGGAGCGGACUGUGAACAGAAGUGCACGUGCUCAGAGACACUGGGUCACACCAGGGGUUACUUUUGAAGAUCUCUGUGGUUACCCUGCAUAAUUCCUUAAUGUGGGAAACUCACUGAGCCAUAGGCAGUACCACUAUCAACACUUUGCAUUUAUAUUCCUGUUUUAUUUUGAUUUUUUGUUGUUGCUGUUUAUGCUGCUGCUCGAGUGAGACUUUUUUGGCACCAGAGUUCUGGCAUAUAUUUUAUCUAACUAUCUUUCUCUCUCACUCUCUCUUUUUCUUUCAGUCAUCUGACAGUUUCUCAUGCAGAUGCGCAUCUACAUAUUUACACAUUCACUCUCUCUCACUCACGCACACUCACACACACACACAUUCACUCAGUCAGACAUUUACAUAUACUUUCUCUUUCUCACUGUGUAAUAUGAAUGUUUUCCCAACAACCACAAGACAAAAACAGGCCUUACUUGCUACCAAAGGGCAUGUUUCAUGUGCCCACUCACAACCUUGCAGAGUGUGCUGACGAACGGGGUGUGAACAGCCAUCACCUACACCCUGUGUUGUCAGAAUGUAUUCAGUUAGAUCUCUGUUGCUUUGCACACCUCUCCCCUGAGCCCUACAACAAAAAACAUAAACGUUGUUUCUUCCAAAAUAUACCAAGCUGUAUACUUGAGUGUAUGGAAGUAAGGGACAGGUUCAUUUUUACUUUCUUGAAUUUUCUUUUCACUUUCAAGGACCCUUUUGUGAAUCUGACCUACAUUUUGUUAGCCACACACCAUCCAUGUAAAACCUAGAAGCAGAAUUGUCCCCUUCUUGAAGUGUGAAGGGUCUGUUGUCAUUAUAUGGCCAAGUCCUCUGAAGUUCACCAGAGGAAAAUGAGGCCACAGUUAAUGUUACGUGCAUUCCAUACACCUCUUUUUUGUGGUUCUGUCUGCUGCAAUGAACGUCACAGCUCAUAAAUAGAGCCGUCUGCAUAACUUCUGUAUGUCCUUCUUACCAAAUAGUGCAGUUUGGCUAGUUGGUAUUUUGACAUAAAAUGUGAUGGGUUUUAAUAUUUUUCUUGUACUGUAUGUGCACACAAUAACCCAUUAAGAGAUAGUAUGUAAUAGGCAUUUAUUGUAUCAGUCAGUAAGGUUUCUAUGCAUGACUUUAUUAAGGUGUGUUAAGAAGAGGGAAAUAUAUAAAGAUUUUAUCAUAAUUAUUAAAUAUGGGGUCCGUGCUUCAAGUUUCAUACGGUGUGAAGGUUUAGAAAUCUUGAUCAGAUGUGCUACGUUUAAUUCUUACUUGAAUUACAUUUUGAAAGAAUUCCAAAAUACUCACAGAACUUGCAAAUACAAAGCUUUAUAUUGUGUAAAUGUCACAAAUUGUAUAUUGCUUGUUCCUGUCUAUCUGGACCCUUUAUUUAAUGUAAAUACAUCAUGAUAAUAUUUAGAGGAUGGAACAUGUCACCAAUCUAUGUGUUUGUACUGUACAUACUCCUCUGUCCUGUGUCUCUGGUUGAUGUUCCAGGUUAAUUAAACCAUGUUUAUUUUUUAUUUUUUUCAUUUUAUUUUAUUUUCUGUUUGUUUUGACUGAAGUCCUUUAAAAGAUGCAGACACUCACUGCUCUCUCAGGAACACUGCUGGUAGUAGUGCCUCUCUACUGUUCUCUCUGGUCAACUACUCACAUCUAUACAUAUCUUAUACAUAAUGAAAAACUGGAUUCAGCCAUGGGCACUUCAUGCAAACAUUGGUCUUUAGUUGGGAAAACUGGUCAUACCUUGCAAUGUGCCAAGUGGACAGCAAUAGGCACGGUUUUCAAAAACCCGCAGCAGACCAACCAAAAUUAACACUUGUUGUCCUCUUUGUAAGGAAUCAUUUUGCAGUUUGGUGGGUUUGGUUCAAAUUACAAUAACGUAUUUUGGCUCUGCUGAUUACUGUUUAAUUUUCUCAUUGACAUCUCUCUGAUAUUCUCCCAAAAAUUAAGGUCCAUUGUUGACCAUGAGAGGCAGAUUUGAAAAAACCCUAGAUCACAGUCAAGACAAUCUUACAGCUCUCCCAGAAGGGUCUCAAGAGAUCACCCUGAAUGAUGCUUCAAAUGCAUUCAUGAGGAGGUCUGCAGCCUUCCCUUUAUGUAAAUUAAAAACUGCAAUCCCAGUGUCACCAUGUUACACUUAACCUAACACUGAAAAGAGCUGGGGUUCUGCAGAUGUUAAAACCCAAUCACUGCUGGCCAACUUCCUUCAGAUCAGAAAACAUCCAAGUCACUAACUUUAUAUCCUUGGUUUUGACAGGGGAGGUCAGUCCACUCAGUUUGGAUCAACCCCAAACCUCUUUCCCAUCCCCUCUUCCUGUCCUUUGUACCUAUAAAGGUGUGAGUCAGGAGUGGAAGGGUAGAAACAUCAGCCAAAGGAAGUAGACUUAAAUAGACUUGAGGGCUAAUCAAACCUUUUCAUGUUUUUUUUAAAUCAAUCUAAUGAAUAAGUAGCUGUUGGUCUGGUCUGGUGAAGUCUGGGGAAUUAUGAAGAAAGUUCUAGAAGAGCAAAAUAUUUCUGAGGAUUGGAUGCACUUGAUUUUGGAUGGGGUGCAGAGGACCUUUGCAUAUCUGGAUAUAUAACUGCUUAUGGAGUAUUACAUUGUUUGCACAAUGUUGUCUGUGGUACUUAAGGGGGCAAGUGUGUGAAAUAUGUUGACCAGGCAUGUGGGGGAAAGACAGGUACCUCAGUUUAUCUGAAAACCUGCCUCAGCAACGCUGUUCUCAUGACUGUUCCAGUCCAAUCUGUUACCAUCGGCAGUCCUGUCCAUGAGGCUAGGAGAUUUAUUUUUUCAGUUAUUUUACUGUUGGGACUUGACCUGCAUGUUGACAUGGAAAGACAUUAUAAAGAAAGUAUAAAGAUGAAAAUGAAAUAAAUAUUUAUAUUAUCUUAAAAAUA